This is a messenger RNA of Clupea harengus (Atlantic herring), 1047 nucleotides long. RefSeq names its product class I histocompatibility antigen, F10 alpha chain-like. The transcript is spliced from 4 exons. NCBI's taxonomy places the organism in Eukaryota, Metazoa, Chordata, Actinopteri, Clupeiformes, Clupeidae. The record is from RefSeq and is a predicted model, not a curated record. The coding region runs from base 15 to 1037 and encodes 340 amino acids.
GGCGCCGUCAUUGUAUGUCAGUUGCUUCAAGGAGUUUGAAAGAACAGUACCGUCCAGUCAGGAGGAAAAUAGAAUACAUUAUCACUCUGAGUUGUUUACAUCUGAUGAAGACUAAUAUGACGAUCGGAACGCUUCUGGUAGUCCUUUGCUGUUUCCAUGUUGCUUCAGGAGUGACCCACUCUCUGCAGUAUUUCUAUACUAGCACGUCUGGCAUCCAAAACUUCCCAGAGUUUAUAACUGUUGGUCUUGUGGAUGGACAACCGAUUUCCCACUAUGACAGCAUCACAAAGAAAGAAGUCCCAAAAGCAGAGUGGAUGGCUGCAUCAGUAGACUCUGAUUACUGGAAACGCGAAACCGAAAUCUCUGGUGCUACUGAGGCAACAUUUAAAGCCGACAUAGAUAUUGUCAAAUCCCGCUUCAACCAGACUGAAGGUGUGCACACGUGGCAGUGGAUGUAUGGCUGUCAGUGGGAUGAUGAGAGUGGAGAUGUCGAUGGAUAUAAUCAGUUUGGUUAUGAUGGAGAAGACUUUGUCACACUGGAUCUGAAGAACCUGAGAUACAUCGCAGCUAAUCAACAGGCUGUCAUCACAAAACACAAGUGGGACAAAGACAAGGGUUUACUUGAGAUGUACAAGCAGUACUUCACUCAUACCUGCAUUGACUGGGUGAAGAAGUAUUUGCAGUAUGGGAACAGCACUCUGGGGAGGACAGUCUCCCCUAAGGUCACCCUCCUCCAAAAGGACUUGAGAGUGGUGUGCCAUGCCACUGGUUUCUAUCCUGACGGAGUGAUGAUCACGUGGAAUAGGGAUGGAGUGGACAUGCAUGAGGACGUGGAUAUGGGGGAGACGCUGCCCAACGAGGAUGGAACCUUCCAGAAGAGAGCCGAGCUUAAAGUGUCACCUGAGGAGAGGAAGAAGGGACAGUUCACCUGUGAGGUGGCCCACAAGAGCGGAGAGCCCAUUGUUAAGAUCUUGAUUGUGGAAGAGGGUAAGAAUCAACACCUUAAACACCACUAUGGAGAUGGACUAUUGCCUUGAUACAUGUUAU